AAAAAGGUGGAAUACCUAAUCAAGAAAACUCCAAUAACCGUCAUUAUCACCAGAAAUACUCUGAAUAAUUACAGGUUGUUCCGUUGUGGAAUUACUUUUAUUCCUGUAAUUUCGGGAGAUAUAAUUCGACAAUAACAAAAGUAUUCUGUUGGAUAGCUGGUACGUCAACAGUAGAGAGGUACAAAUGGAAAGCACACGUUUCCUGCAGAAGUUCACACACCACGUCCACUAUGACAAACCAUCCAACUCUCUACCACUUCUCACCAUAGCAAUACCAUUCAUCAUUCUAAUAUCGAACCUCUUCAUGGUGGUACUAUACGAGCAAAAUAACACUGAAAAACGUCUCAAAGCCGUAGCUGAGAUUUACAUCGUGACAUGCUGUCUUACCUGUAUAAUACUGCGAGCUUUUAGGCCAGAGGAAGCUACUCAGAAAAUAAUUGAUAUGAUUGGAGGAGAGCUCCUGGAGGAUUGCCGGAUACUAUUCGUGUCUGACCGGAAGAGAAGGUGGGGCAAAAUCUAUUCCAACUACGAAAAGAAACGUAAGGAUAUGGAUAGGUUGUACCAGAAUAUAAAAACUGCUACAUCAGGACUGUAUUUUGCUUACAUAGGCAGAAACGCGUUCAAUCAACUAUUUGAAGAAAAAAGUAACUCUGAAAAAUCUUGGCCCACUCUUUACAACUACUGGUGUCCACCAGGUUACGACUCUUUCUAUGUUUUCCUGAUGCUAGAAAUGUUACACAUCUAUGUUUUUUCGUUUUCUCUCUCGGAAGCAUUUUGUUUUAUGUUGUCGACUUGUCUGGCUACAGAAAGAGUGCUUGCCGAUUUUGAAACCAUUUAUCUGCUAAUUGAUGAAAUGUCAGAGAAUUUUGGGGAGCGAAAUUUUGACCUGAGUGCGGAGAAAAGGUUGGAUUUGAGGAAUUAUAUGGCACUCCUGGUUCAGUGUCAUCAGAAGCUCAACAGAAACUUCAAGUAUUGUGCUGAUUACACGGCUUUUGGCACUCUUGCUAUAACUUUUCCCAUAAGUGUUGACACUGUCAUAAGUAUCUACACAAUGAUGAAGGCUAGUAAUGUGAAAAUUAUGGCAAACUAUGCUGUUGCUUGUGUAUUUGUAAACUUAAUCAUACUAUUCUGUUAUCAUAAUGGACAGAAAAUAGUUAACCAGAACGAUAUUUUGCGCCAGUAUCUGAGAGAAGUGCCCUGGAUAGACAAACCACAAUGGUUCAAAUCGUCGCUGUGCAUAAUGAUGAGACGAGCCAACAUUGACACUGAGAUGAAACCCUAUGGUCUUUUUGUUCUCAACCACGAGUCAUUCAAAAAUAUUAUAAAGGCAGCAUUUUCCUAUGGAAAUAUAAUUUAUUCUGUGAAAUCGAGCGAUUAAUAAUGGGAUACAAGCAAAUAAGAAAUAAGAGACGUAAGAUAUGGUAUAGGCCUAAUAAGAUUAUAAGUUACUUUUGGUAUUUUAUUGUUUCCUGCAACUUUCUAACGUAAAUAUAAUCAAUUAAUUUAAUCCUAAAUUGAAAACAAAUUCAAUGCUUGAUUUAUGUAUCUCUAAUUGAGUUAUUGAAUAUUGUGAUGAAUAAACAAAUAACCUACCUAAACGAUUUUCAUAUUGCAGUUUUGAGAACAUGAAGAACAUAGUGUUGCAGUAAUUCAAAAUAAUAGAAAUAAUCAUCUUUUGAAUAAGAGUACUAGGACUAUUUGUCUGCGAUAGUUCAAAAUUUUUCACUCCUAUAAAACUUUUGGUUUCAUAUACAGUUAGUAGUCUUGAAAAAAGUAACAAUGCUUCCCAUAAAAACAAUGCUGACAGUUUUAAGUGAAUCUCACUCUACCUUCUCAUGAAGUACCGUAACAGAGACUUAGAAAAUAGCGUAGUCUUUGAAAAAAUAUUCUUGCUCUUGACUAUUAUUGAUAGGAAUUCAAUAUACAAAGAUGGUGAAAACUAUGAAAACAGCUCAAUAUUUCUUUCACUUUCUUUGUAUGUUCACCCUUUGAGAUGAAUCAAGAUUCAGAAAGUAAUGGAUCAGAUAGAGCGCUAAAUUGGGUUACGCAAUAUCAGAUCAUCCAAAGAAAUCUAUUAGUAUUAGUAAACUAUGACUGUAUAUACUUUGCAAUAGUGGUUUAGUACUCAGACAAGAAUAAAAUCCUUUGUUACACAAUAAACAGGGUAUUUGUAUGAAAAUGUAAAAUCAAAGUAUACAGUAAAUCACUCACUUGAAAAUGGCAUUAAUAUGUCGAGAGAAGUCGUGAGUA
Messenger RNA from Nilaparvata lugens (brown planthopper), 2250 nucleotides. RefSeq lists its product as uncharacterized. Gene Ontology annotation, biological process: sensory perception of smell; detection of chemical stimulus involved in sensory perception of smell. The record is from RefSeq and is a predicted model, not a curated record. Lineage: Eukaryota; Metazoa; Arthropoda; Insecta; Hemiptera; Delphacidae. The transcript has 6 exons. The coding region runs from base 185 to 1378 and encodes 397 amino acids. Gene Ontology annotation, cellular component: plasma membrane. Gene Ontology annotation, molecular function: odorant binding; olfactory receptor activity.